UUUUCGCAGGCGGCCCCAGCGGCAGGAUCCAGUCCGGCGACAAAAACUCCGGCGCCAGGAUUUGGGCGCCGCCGCGGCCUGCGCCCAGUGGGCGGGGCCAGGCGGGGCCGGGCGGGGCCGGGCGGGGCGGGGCGGGCGAGAGGAGGGAAGUUGUCGAAGUUAGGGGAGACGCCCGCCCGCCUGCCCGCCCGGGCCUCGCCUCCGGCUGCUCCCUCCGCCUCUUCCCCGCCCCGAGCCCCCGUCAGCCAGUCCUUCCUUCCCCUCCCGUGCAUGAUGGAAACACCAUGGCUGCGGCGGCCCAGCUCUCUCUGACACAGUUAUCAAGUGGGAAUCCUCUAUAUGAAAAAUACUAUAGACAGGUUGAUACAGGCAAUACUGGAAGGGUAUUGGCUUCUGAUGCUGCUGUAUUCCUGAAAAAAUCAGGACUUCCAGACCUGAUACUUGGAAAGAUCUGGGAUUUAGCUGACACAGAUGGCAAAGGUAUCCUGAACAAACAAGAAUUCUUUGUUGCUUUGCGUCUUGUGGCAUGUGCCCAGAAUGGAUUGGAGGUUUCACUGAGUAGUUUGAACCUGGCUGUUCCUCCACCAAGAUUUCAUGAUACCAGUAGUCCUUUGCUAAUCAGCAGAACUUCUGCAGCUGAGCUCCCAUGGGCUGUAAAAUCUGAAGAUAAGGCCAAAUAUGAUGCAAUUUUUGAUAGUUUAAGCCCAGUGAACGGAUUUCUGUCUGGUGAUAAAGUGAAACCAGUGUUGCUCAACUCUAAGUUACCUGUGGAUAUUCUUGGAAGAGUUUGGGAGUUGAGUGAUAUUGACCAUGAUGGAAUGCUUGACAGAGAUGAGUUUGCAGUUGCCAUGUUUUUGGUAUACUGCGCAUUGGAGAAAGAACCUGUGCCAGUGUCCUUGCCUCCAGCCUUGGUGCCACCUUCUAAGAGGAAAACGUGGGUUGUAUCCCCUGCAGAAAAAGCUAAAUAUGAUGAAAUCUUCUUGAAAACUGAUAAAGAUAUGGAUGGAUUUGUGUCUGGAUUGGAAGUCCGUGAAAUCUUCCUGAAGACAGGUUUACCUUCUGCCUUACUAGCCCAUAUUUGGGCAUUAUGUGACACAAAGGACUGUGGGAAGCUUUCAAAAGAUCAGUUUGCCUUGGCUUUUCACUUAAUCAAUCAAAAGUUAAUAAAGGGCAUCGAUCCUCCUCACAUUCUUACUCCUGAGAUGAUUCCACCAUCAGAUAGGGCCACUUUACAAAAGAACAUCAUAGGAUCAAGUCCUGUCGCAGAUUUCUCUGCUAUUAAGGAGCUAGAUACCCUUAACAAUGAAAUAGUUGACCUACAGAGGGAAAAGAAUAAUGUGGAACAGGACCUUAAGGAGAAAGAAGAUACUAUUAAACAGAGAACAAGUGAAGUUCAGGAUCUUCAAGAUGAAGUUCAAAGGGAGAAUACUAAUCUGCAAAAACUGCAGGCCCAGAAACAGCAAGUACAGGAACUCCUUGAUGGGCUGGAUGAGCAGAAAGCUCAGCUGGAGGAGCAACUGCAGGAAGUCAGGAAGAAGUGUGCUGAGGAGGCCCAGCUGAUCUCAUCCCUGAAAGCUGAAUUAACUAGUCAAGAAUCACAGAUCUCCACUUACGAAGAAGAGCUGGCCAAAGCUAGGGAAGAGCUGAGUCGCCUACAGCAAGAAACAGCAGAGUUGGAGGAGAGUGUGGAGUCAGGGAAGGCCCAGCUGGGCCCUCUUCAGCAGCACCUGCAAGAUUCACAGCAGGAAAUAAGUUCAAUGCAAAUGAAACUGAUGGAAAUGAAAGAGCUGGAAAACCAUAAUAAUCAAUUAAAUUGGUGCAGUAGUCCACACAGCAUUCUUGUGAAUGGCGCUACAGAUUAUUGCAGUCUCAGCACCAGCAGCAGUGAAACAGCCAAUCUUAAUGAGCACACUGAAGGCCAGAGCAACCUAGAGUCUGAGUCCAUACACCAGGAGUCUCCAGCAAGAAGUAGUCCUGAAAUACCGCCUUCUGGUGUGACUGAUGAAAACGAAGUGGUGACUACAGUUGUUAAGGAAAAAGUUUGUCCUGAAUUUAAUAGUGACAGACAUUCAAAAGAGGAAGAUCCAUUUAAUGUAGAAUCAAGUUCACUGACAAAUCCAGUUGCAGAUUCAAACUUGGAUUUUUUCCAGUCUGAUCCUUUUGUUGGCAAUGAUCCUUUCAAGGAUGAUCCUUUUGGGAAAAUGGAUCCAUUUGGAGGUGAUCCUUUCAAAGGUUCAGAUCCAUUUGCAUCUGACUGUUUCUUCAAGCAAUCUUCUACUGAUCCUUUUGCCACUUCAAGUACUGACCCUUUCAGUGCAGCCAGCAAUAGCAGUAAUACGUUGGUGGAAACAUUAGAGCACAAUGAUCCUUUUGCUCCUGGUGGGACGGCUGUGGUUGCAGCCAGCGAUUUGGGUGUACAACAUAAUGAUUCAACAUUUGUGUGCAUUGCAAAAUGAUCGCCUCAAUAAGUUUAUUUACCAUCUAUCACCAUACAAAGUUACAAAUUUUUUUCCUUGUGAUGAGAACUUUUAAGAUUUACUUUCUUAGUAACUUUCAAGUUUGCAAUACAAUAUUACUAACUUUAGUCCCCAUGCUGUACAUUACAUACCCAUGACUUAUUUAUUUUAUGAGUGGCAGUUUGUACAUUUUAACCCCUUCAUCCACGUUGCCCAUUCCUCAACCCCUCUCCUCAGAAUUAUUUCCGCUAAUCAGAUUAUAGAUGAUAUUUUUAAAUUAUGCUUUUAUGUAUUUCUCCAAAGUGAUCAUUACCUUUAUUCUUGGGGAGAAGAGGGUGCUAAUCAGAUUACCUUUGCAUUCAAAGUCUGAUUCUGCUGACCCAUGGCUCCUGUGUGCCUCAAGAAAAAGAAAGCCACGUACUGAGUUCCUCUCCCAGUAUUUCUGUGACUCCUCAGCAGGUGUCUCACACAUAGUGUGAACAAGUUCAUGCUCAGUGAGUCCUUCCAGUUUCUGGACAGGUCUCUGCUUCAUAUCAACCAUGAUCAAUAUCUGAGAAAGUUCUUUCCAAAGUCUUAUUUUCCCAAUUCAGGCAAAAGUGCUUUGUCAUUCAUCUAGGAUACAUUCCCCAGUGUUUGGACCAAUGCUGAGUUCAUUUCUUAUGAUGGAGGAUGUAUAGAAAAACUCUGAGGAGACCUUCAAGAUGGCGGAAGAGUAAGACAUGGAGAUCACCUUCCUCCCCACAAAUACAUCAGAAAUACAUCUACAUGUGGAACAACUCCUACAGAACACAUACUGAACGCUGACAGAAGACCACAGACUUCCCAAAAGCUGUGGGGCUGACAGGGUCUUUGUGCUCCGGCCGGGUGUCAGACCUGUGCCUCUAGGUGGGAGAGCCAAGUUCAGGACAUUGGUCGACCAGAGACCUCCUGGCUCCACAUAAUAUCAAGUGACGAAAGCUCUCCCAGAGAUCUCCAUCUCUGGAGAUCUCUGGGAGAGCUUUCGUCAUUUGAUAUUGUGGAGCCAGGGCUCCACAAUAUAUGUGGAAGGGGCAAAAAAGACUUUACAAAAAAGCUUUCACACUUUUACUUGUGGACAGAAAGGACCCAGCUCCACUCAACGACCAGCAAGCUACAGUGCUGGACACCCUAUGCCAAACAACUAGCAAGACAGGAACGCAACCCCACCCAUUAGCCUAAAAUCACAGUAAGGUCACAGACACCCAAAAACACACACUGGACAUGGUCCUGACCACCAGAAAGACAAGGUCCAGCGUCAUCCACCAGAACACAGGCACCAGUCCACUCCACCAGGAAGCCUACACAACCCACUGAACCAACCUUAGCCACUGCGGGCAGAUACCAAAAACAAUGGGAACUACGAACCUGCAGCCUGUGAAAAGGCGACCACAAACACAGUAAGUUAAGCAAAAUGAGAAGACAGAGAAAACACACAGCAGAUGAAGGAGCAAGGUAAAAACCCACCAGACCAAACAAAUGAAGAAACAAAUAGGCAUUCUACCUGAGAAAGAAUUCAGAGUAAUGAUAGUAAAGAUGAUCCAAAAUCUUGGACACAGAAUGGAGAAAAUACAAGAAACGUUUAACAAGGACCUAGAAGAACUAAAGAGCAAACAAACAAUGAUGAACCACACAAUAAAUGAAAUUAAAAAUUCUCUAGAAGGAAUGAAUAGCAGAGUAACUGAGGCAGAAGAACGGAUAAGUGACCUGGAAGAUAAAAUAGUGAAAGUAACUACCGCAGAGCAGAAUAAAGAAAAGAGAAUGAAAAGAAUUGAGGACAGUCUCAGAGACUUCUGGGACAACAUUAAUUGCACCAGCAUUUGAAUUAUAGGGGUCCCAGAAGAAGAAGAGAAAAAGAAAGGGACUGAGAAAAUAUUGGAAGACAUUAUACUUGAAGACUGCCCUAAUAUGGGAAAGGCAGUAGUCAUUCAAGUCCAGGAAAUGCAGAGUCCCACACAGGAUAAAUCCAAGGAUAAACAGGCCAAGACACAUAUUAAUCAAACUAUCAAAAAUUAAAUACAAAGAAAAAAUAUUAAAAGCAGCAAGGGAAAAGCAACAAAUAACACACAAGGGAAUCCCCAUCAGGUUAACGGCUGAUCUUUCAGCAGAAACUCUGCAAGCCAGAAGGGAGUGGCAGGACAUAUUUAAAGUGAUGAAAGGGAAAAACCUACCACCAAGAUUACUCUACCCAGCAAGGAUCUCAUUCAGAUUCAACCGAGCAAUUAAAACCUUUACAGACAAGCAAAAGCUAAGAGAAUUCAGAACCACCAAACCAGCUUUACAACAAAUGCUAAAGGAACUUCUCUAGACAGGAAACAAAAGAGAAGGAAAAGACGUACAAUAACAAACCCAAACCAAUUAAGAAAAUGGGAAUAGGAACAUACAUAUCCAUAACUACCUUAAAUGUAAAUGGAUUAAAUGCUCCAACCAAAAGAAAUAGACUGGCUCAAUGGAUACAAAAACAAGAUCCAUAUAUAUGCUGUCUACAAGAGACCGACUUCAGACCAAGGGACACAUACAGACUGAAAGUGAGGGGGUGGAAAAAGAUAUUCCAUGCAAAUGGAAACCAAAAGAAAGCUGGAGUAGCAAUUCUUAUAUCAGACAAAAUAGACUUUAAAUAAAGACCAGUAAAACAGACAAAAAAGGACACUACGUAAUGACCAAGUGAUCAAUCCAAGAAGAAGGUAUAACAAUUGUAAAUACUUAUGCACCCAACACAGGAGCACCUCAAUACAUAAGGCAAAUGCUAACAGCCAUAAAAGGGGAAAUCGACAGUAACACAAUCAUAGUAGGGGACUUUAAACACCCCACUUUCACCAAUGGACAGAUCAUCCAAAAUGAAAUUAAAUAAGGAAACACAAGCAUUAAAUGACACAUUAGACAAGAUGGACUUAAUUGAUAUUUAUAGGACAUUCUAUCCAAAAACAACAGAAUACACCUUCUCAAGUGCUCAUGGAAUAUUCUCCAGGAUAGAUCAUAUCGUGGGUCACAAAUCAAGCCUGGUAAAUUUAAGAAAAUUGAAAUUGUAUCAAGUAUCUUUUCCAACCACAACGCUGUGAGACUAGUUAUCAAUUACAAGAAAAAUUCUGUAAAAAAUACAAGCACAUGGAGGCUAAACAAUACGCUACUAAAUAACCAAGAGAUCACUGAGGAAAUCAAAGAAAAAUCAAAAAAUACCUAGAAACAAAUGACAAUGAAAACACGACGACCCAAAACCUAUGGGAUGCAGCAAAAGCAGUUCUAAGAGCGAAGUUUAUAGCAGUACAAUCCUACCUCAAGAAAAAAGAAGCAUCUCAAUUAAACAACCUAACCUUACACCUAAAGCAAUUAGAGAUAGAAGAACACAAAAAACCCAAAGUUAGCAGAAGGAAAGAAAUCAUAAAGAUCAGACCAGAAAUAAAUGAAAAAGAAAUGAAGGAAAUGACAGCAAAGAUCAAUAAAACUAAAAGUGGGUUCUUUGAGGAGAUAAACAAAAUUGAUAAACCAUUAGCCCGACUCAUCAAGGAAAAAAGGGAGAAGACUCAAAUCAAUAGAAUUACAAACGAAAAGGAGAAGUAACAACGAGACACUGCAGAAAUACAAAGGAUCAUGAGAGAUUACUACAAGCCAAUAAAAUGGACAACCUGGAAGAAAUGGACAAAUUCUUAGAAAAGCACAACCUUCCUAGACUGAACCAGGAAGAAAUAGAAAAUAUAAACAGACCAAUCACAAGCACUGAAAUUGAGACUGUGAUUAAAAAUCUUCCAACAGACAAAAGCCCAGGAUCAGAUGGCUUCACAGGUGAAUUCUCUCACACAUUUAGAGAAGAGCUAACACCUAUUCUUCUCAAGCUCUUCCACAAUAUAGCAGAGGUAGGAACACUCCUAAACGCAUUCUAUGGGGCCACCAUCACCGUGAUACCAAAACCAGACAAAGAUGUCUCAAAGAAAGAAAGCUACAGGCCAAUAUCACUGAUGAACAUAGAUGCAAAAAUCCUCAACAAAAUACUAGCAAACAGAAUCCAACAACACAUUAAAAGAAUCAUACACCAUGAUCAAGUGGGGUUUAUCACAGGAAAGCAAGGAUUCUUCAAUAUAUGCAAAUCAAUAAAUGUGAUAAACCAUAUUAACAAAUUGAAGGAGGGAAACCAUAUUAUUAUCUCUCUAUGACAUAAAUCACAGCAAGAUCCUUUUUGACCCACCUCCUAGAGAAAUGGAAAUUAAAAAAUAUAAACAAAUGGGACCUAAUGAAACUUAAAAGCUUUUGCACAGCAAAGGAAACCAUAAACAAGAUGAAAAAAUAACCCUCAGAAUGGGAGAAAAUGUUUGCAAAUGUAUCAACAGACAAAGGAUUAAUCUUCAAAAUAUACAAGCAGCUCAUGCAAGUCAAUAUCAAAAAAACAAACAACCCAAUCCAGAAAUGGGCAGAAGACCUAAAUAGACAUUUCUCCAAAGAAGAUAUACAGAUUGCCAACAAACACAUGAAAGGAUGCUCAACAUCAGUAAUCAUUAGAGAAAUGCAAAUCAAAAUUGCAAUGAGGUAUCACCUCAUACCAGUCAGAAUGGCCAUCAUCAAAAAAUCUAGAAACAAUAAAUGCUGGAGAGGGUGUGGAGAAAAGGGCACCAUCUUGCACUGUUGGUGGGAAUGUAAAUUGAUACAGCCACUAUGGAGAACAGUAUGGAGGUUCCUUAAAAAACUAAAAAUAGAACUACCAUACAACCCAGCAAUCCCACUACUGGGCAUAUACCCUGAGAAAACCAUAAUUCAAAAAGAGUCAGGUACCACAAUGUUCAUUGCAGCUCUAUUUACAAUAGCCAGGACAUGGAAGCAACCUAAGUGUUCAUGGACAGAUGAAUGGAUAAAGAAGGUGUGGCACGUAUAUACAAUGGAAUAUUACUCAGCCAUAAAAAGAAACAAAACUGAGUUAUUUGUAGUGAGGUGGAUGGACCUAGAGUCUGUCAUACAGAGUGAAGGAAGUCAGAAAGAGAAAAACAAAUACCAUAUGCUAACACAUAUAUAUAUGGAAUCAAAAAAAAAAAUGUUCUGAAGAACCUAAAGGCAGGACAGGAAUAAAGAUGCAGACAUAGAGAAUGGACUUGAGGACACGGGGAGGGGGAAGGGUAAGCUGGGACAAAGUAAGAGAGUGGCAUGGACAUACAUAUACUACCAAAUGUAAAAUAGAUAGCUAGCGGGAAGCAGCCACAUAGCACAGGGAGAUCAGCUUUGUGACCACCUAGAGGGGUGCUAUAGGGAGGGUGGGAGGGAGACGCAAGAGGGAGGAGAUAUGGGGAUAUAUGUAUAUGUAUAACUGGUUCACUUUGUUAUAAAGCAGAAACUAACACACCAUUGUAAAGCAAUUAUACUCCAAUAAAGAUGUUAAAAAAAUACUCUAGUAACCUACAUGUAGCAUAUUCUUCAUAUACAAGUGUCAUGUUUUUUAUUAGUGUCUUUCACAAUGUACACUUCAUAAUAUUUCAGUCAAACCUGACCUAACUCAGCAGUGUUGUCACAUGUGUUAUGACUGCUUGUAAAAGCUGUGGUACCAUGGCAGAGCAAAAGCGUGAAGCAGAUUUUUUAGUCCGUCAAGUGAAAUGAGCCCAACUCCUUUUCCAUCAUUACCCUUAUACCAAUCAGGAGAGCGUCUGCAUCCUGCUCAGGCUGUGCCUCAGCUGCCACUGCAUCAGGAAUUACAGGAAGAGGAGGAGAAAGAAGGGAAAGCCUGAAACAGCACCCAUGACUAGGCAGGGCCUGAGGCUGUGGGACGCAGCAGAUAUGUAGUAAUACAAAACCAUCUUUUAUGGCUAAAGCUGUAGGAUUUCCUGUAAGUCUGGACUCUCAACAUCUUCUUCAGGUUCAGAGUUAUUGGUGUGUCCCUAAAGGACUGAUUUUCUCUGUGCUUCUACCUACCUCAUGACUGUCUUGGUGACAAGAAAAAGAUAAUGUGUAUCUUCCUUGCCCCUCUUCUGUUUAUGUCCAUGGUGUACUCACUGUUAGAGGUAAGGGCACACUUUACACAUUUAAAUGAGUGGGUGAGCACACUUUGUCCUAAAACUGAUUUGAUGUAAAGAUGAGUUAAGGAAGAGCAAGGAGCAUUUUUCUACGCAUCUUUGCUCUGUCUUACCCUCUCUUUUGAGAUUCACUUUCUUCUUCCUUUGUUUCUUUCUGCUUUCCUAUAUCAAGCAGCAAUUCCUAUAAAUAUUCUUUGACCUUAUUGGUAGCCUUUAUGCCUGAACAGACAAAACCUAUCUCAAAGUAAGUCAGUUUGUUCCAGCUGAAAAUGUUAGUCUAUUUGUUAAGUGCACUAUGAUGGAACAGAUAACUUCUCAUGCCUGUGGAGCAGGGAUUAAAUACUGCUUUUGCAAUGACUGUUCCUUCUGCCUGGAAUAGAUUUCUCUCCCCCACCUCCAUCUAUUCAGCAGACUCCAUCCCUUAUUUAAAAGACCUAGGUCAAAUGUAAUGGCUUAUUUGAUGCUUUUCCCGAUUCUCCCAGCAGUUAAUGGCUUCUACUACAGGUUUUUUAUACCUCUCUAAUAGCUCAUUUAAGAUUAUUUUAUUAUUGUUUGUGUAUAUGUCUGUCACUAUACUAUGAACUUUUCAGACAUAGGAACUCUAUCUUCUUAUUUUCUUCAGUUUUAUAUAUGGCCAAUGAAUCUUUUUUGACCAUUCGUUCUUUGUUGGAUAAGUGUUAUUCCUUGUUUUUAAGGACCUUACAAUCUAGUAGGGGUGAUAUAUCAAUCACAGAUAACCAUAAUACAAACUAGAAUGCUGUCAGUGCCACAAAGAAGGAAGCAAUCACUUCUUGCUGUGUGAAUUAGAGAUACCUAGGUUAUUCUAGGCUUUGUGGAUAUGGUAGUAUUUGAAACGGACCUUGAAGGGUGUGUGUGAAAUGUGUAAUUAAUGGUGUAGUUUUUUUUACUUCAUGAUGUCUUUAUUAGAAAUAGUUUAAGCACACGGUAGCUAUAUUAUUUGACGUGUAUUCCAAAGCCUUAAACACUUUACCUAGAGUUAGUUCACCUGUUUUUGAUUCUUCAAUGAUUCAUCCGUGUGUUAACUGUCUUUGUGGGCCUAAAUUCAGGGAUUAAUAUUUGGCAUUCGAUAUUUUUCAUUUGUCUGAAUGUUACUAACCAAAAGAGGACAUGAAAUUUCAUGUCUUUCUGUCCUAUUGCAUUGAUUUUCUUUAUUCAUUUUAGCCACAGACCCCUUUGCUUCUGUUUUUGGAAAUGAAUCAUUUGAAGAUGGAUUUGC
This is a messenger RNA of Orcinus orca (killer whale), 9695 nucleotides long. It is a transcript of the gene EPS15, whose product is annotated as epidermal growth factor receptor pathway substrate 15. Gene Ontology annotation, biological process: endocytosis; endosomal transport. The coding region runs from base 285 to 2456 and encodes 723 amino acids. The transcript has 22 exons. Gene Ontology annotation, molecular function: calcium ion binding; cadherin binding. Gene Ontology annotation, cellular component: plasma membrane; clathrin coat of coated pit; cytoplasm. The record is from RefSeq and is a predicted model, not a curated record. NCBI's taxonomy places the organism in Eukaryota, Metazoa, Chordata, Mammalia, Artiodactyla, Delphinidae.